Molecule: messenger RNA, 666 nt
Organism: Plasmodium malariae
Lineage: Eukaryota; Apicomplexa; Aconoidasida; Haemosporida; Plasmodiidae
Product: 40S ribosomal protein S3, putative
Exons: 3
Coding region: 1-666 (221 amino acids)
Biological process (GO): translation
Cellular component (GO): nucleus; cytosolic small ribosomal subunit
Molecular function (GO): structural constituent of ribosome; RNA binding
Source: RefSeq, a predicted model, not a curated record
AUGUCAGCUCCUAUGUCAAAAAAGAGAAAAUUUAUCAAUGAUGGUGUUUUUCAAGCAGAACUGAAUGAGUUUUUGGCUCGAAUUUUAGCGGAGGAUGGGUAUUCAGGGGUAGAAGUUAGGGUUACACCAAUAAGAACUGAAGUCAUAAUUAGAGCUACUCGUACAAGGGAAGUACUUGGAGACAAGGGAAGAAGAAUACGUGAAUUAACAUCCUUAGUUCAAAAAAGAUUUUUUAAUAAAUCAACAAAUAGUGUUGAAUUAUUUGCAGAGAGAGUAGAACAUAGAGGAUUAUGUGCAAUGGCACAAGCUGAAUCACUCAGAUAUAAACUUUUAAAAGGUUUAGCAGUAAGAAGAGCAUGCUAUGGUGUUUUAAGACAUAUAAUGGAAUCAGGAGCAAAAGGUUGCGAAGUUAUAGUUUCAGGAAAAUUGAGAGCACAAAGAGCUAAAAGUAUGAAAUUUCGUGAUGGCUAUUUAAUAUCUACUGGAGAACCUUCAAAAAGAUUUGUUAAUACUGCAACAAGAUCAGCCCAAUUAAAACAGGGUGUUUUGGGUAUAAAAGUGAAAAUUAUGUUACCAACGGCUAUCGAUACAAAAACAGGAUUACCAUCUAUUCUUCCAGACAACAUUUCUGUUUUAGAACCUAAAACAGAUACCAUAGACGUGUAA